Leptinotarsa decemlineata (Colorado potato beetle) is the source of this 685-nucleotide messenger RNA. Its product is annotated as alpha-N-acetylgalactosaminidase. Gene Ontology annotation, cellular component: cytoplasm. The record is from RefSeq and is a predicted model, not a curated record. Gene Ontology annotation, biological process: glycoside catabolic process; oligosaccharide metabolic process. Lineage: Eukaryota; Metazoa; Arthropoda; Insecta; Coleoptera; Chrysomelidae. Gene Ontology annotation, molecular function: alpha-galactosidase activity.
AUGCUAAUCGGAUCUGAGCUUAUCAUCGGUAAUUUCGGACUAAGUUAUGAACAGAGUAAAACCCAAAUGGCGCUAUGGGCAAUUCUAGCUGCUCCGCUUUUGAUGUCUGUAGAUUUGAGGACCAUACGACCAGAGUACAAAGCCAUAUUACAAAAUAGAAAAAUCAUAGCUGUAGAUCAAGACCCCUUAGGAAUUCAAGGCAGGAGAAUAUAUAAGCACAAAGGAAUUGAAAUCUGGUCACGACCCAUAACACCGUUGUACCAGAAUUAUUUCUCCUAUGCCAUAGCGUUCGUGAACAGAAGAACAGAUGGAACACCUUCAGACGUAGCAGUGACCCUCAAAGAGUUAGGUCUUACCUCGCCUACUGGAUACGCAGUGGAAGAUUUAUAUGAAGAUGUAGACUACGGAGUAUUGACACCACAAACAAAGAUCAAAGUGAAAGUAAAUCCAUCGGGAGUUGUCAUUCUUAGGGCUGACGUACAACGAGACUUCAGUACAAGGGUACCUUUCUUCACGACACAACGAACACCUUUCAAUCCUCUGAAUCAAGUCUUCAGGGUGCGAGAUAACAGGUUCAUAUAACUCCGCCCUAUUUCGUCCUUAAGUAAAUUAUUAACAUAGCGAGUUAAAUACUAGUUGUAAUAUUCUUUUCAUUUAAUUACAAUAAAAUACAAAAACUUUGAAA